Messenger RNA from Aricia agestis (brown argus), 1583 nucleotides. It is a transcript of the gene snRNP-U1-70K, whose product is annotated as U1 small nuclear ribonucleoprotein 70 kDa. The record is from RefSeq and is a predicted model, not a curated record. The transcript is spliced from 9 exons. Gene Ontology annotation, cellular component: precatalytic spliceosome; U2-type prespliceosome; U1 snRNP. Bases 230 to 1336 code for a protein of 368 amino acids. Gene Ontology annotation, biological process: mRNA splicing, via spliceosome. Lineage: Eukaryota; Metazoa; Arthropoda; Insecta; Lepidoptera; Lycaenidae. Gene Ontology annotation, molecular function: mRNA binding; U1 snRNA binding.
AAGUAAUCGCAAUGGCGGCGUGAUUUCGUGAACUGUGAUGUGUUAGUAGGUACCUAGGAAUUUUGUAGAAAUAUCAAAAACUUUUCAGUUUACUUUGUUAUGGGAAAAUAAUAUCUCACAUCUAAAGUGGGUCGCUUAACUAAUUGAAAAACUUUGAGUUGAAAUGUGUGUUGUGUUUCAAGUAGCUUUUGUGUGUUGGUAUUGAGGGACUUUUACUUGGCGUGGUAAAAUGACGCAGUUUUUACCCCCAAAUCUUCUCGCACUAUUUGCGGCGCGAGAUCCUAUACCAUAUUUGCCACCAGCAGCAAAACUACCACAUGAAAAGAAACAAAAAGGCUACGAUGGAGUCGGCGCUUUUCUGCACUUAUUUGAGCACCCCUCGGAAACUCCGCCACCAACCAGGGUGGAGACAAGAGAAGAAAGACUGGAGAGACGCAGAAGGGAACGAGCGGAGCAGACCGCUUACAAACUGGAGCAGGAGAUUGCUAUGUGGGAUCCAAGCACCAAUGAUAAAGCCACUGGUGAUCCCUUCAAAACACUAUUUGUAGCCAGAAUUAAUUAUGACACAUCUGAAUCUAAACUCAGAAGAGAGUUUGAGGGAUACGGACAAAUAAAAAAGAUAUACAUGAUAUAUGACACAGAGAAUGGAAAGCCGAGGGGCUAUGCGUUUAUUGAAUAUGAGCAUGAACGAGAUAUGCACUCUGCAUAUAAACAUGCUGACGGUAAGAAGAUUGACGGCAAGCGAGUGCUCGUGGACGUUGAACGAGCUAGGACUGUGAAGGGAUGGUUGCCAAGAAGACUAGGUGGUGGCCUGGGCGGUACGCGGCGUGGCGGCGCCGACGUCAACAUCAAGCACUCCGGCCGCGAGGACAACGAGAGGGAGAGGGAGCGAUACCGCCUCGAGCAGCGGGACAGGGAUAGAGAUAGGGAGCGCGACAGGGACCGCACGCGACGUCGCUCGCGGUCGCGGUCGCGCAGACGCUCGGGGUCGCGCACGCGCCGCCGCGACAGGGAACGCGAGAAACGGGACGAGGAACCGGCGGAGAGACGUCGUCGGCGGUCGCGCUCACGGUCGGAGCGGCGACGCGAGCGACGCGACCGCGACAAGGAGCGCGACAAAGACCGCGACAAGGACCGCGACCGCAAGCGCUCCCGCCGCGACCGCGACCGCAAGGAGACCAAGGUCAAACCCGAAGACAUCAAGAUCAAGGAGGAGCCUCAAGACGAUUACCCCGAGUUCAGCCUGCCUCCUCUGGAUGUCCACAUCAAGCAAGAGCCAGAGGAUGAGAAUAAAUAUAAUCCGGAGGACGCCAACGGGGACGACUAUAAUUAUUAGGAUUUUAGGCCAUCCAGACUCGCAAAUUCUGUGGAAGCGAGAAGGCAAGACACUGCCUAAAUUCUCUUCUCGAAAUGUGUACAGAGUCUGGUUAGGAAUUAACACUAGCUAAAUAGGUUAUGACAAUAAUUUUCAUCGCAAGUUGUGACCACUUUUACAUAUUAAGCAGAACAUAGCCCUCCUCACACUUUAGCUCAAUUAUAUUUUACCGAGAUGUGUAAACUGUCUUAUGAUUUGUACCUUAUAA